Molecule: messenger RNA, 1320 nt
Organism: Suillus paluster
Lineage: Eukaryota; Fungi; Basidiomycota; Agaricomycetes; Boletales; Suillaceae
Exons: 7
Coding region: 1-1320 (439 amino acids)
Source: RefSeq, a predicted model, not a curated record
AUGAACCUAACCGAAUUCUCUGGUCCAUCUUUGCGGGCAGCAUAUCUUCGCACCCUUCCUGCCAUUAGAGAACGAUGCUCAAAUGUCCAUGCCAUGGCGCAGCAAGGAAAGCUCGAAUAUUUUGAUUAUAACCCGGACAAGGAGUCGUCUGUUGUGAAUUACUGCCUCGAAAUCAUGAAGAGAGACUUUCCUGCCGCUGACGGCACUGUCGACUUUGCUUCUAUCCCACCCCAUGGAAGAUGGAGGCAUCUGGAUGCGGGGAAAUUGCGCAUAGCGCCUUUGAUGGCGAAAUGGGACGAAGAACGAGGGUCGCCAGUCAGCGAAAAGGAGAAAUGCAAAAGGUUAAUUGAUUUAUUCCUCGUUUCUGUCUUACUGGAUGCUGGGGCUGGCAACCAAUGGGUAUAUAAUGAGUCAGACGGGCAAAGAUACAGUCGUUCAGAAGGCCUCGCAGUCGCAACUGUACACAUGUUUGACCAAGGUCUCUUUUCGGGGUCUCCCGCAGCUCAGCCCCAUCGAGUCGAUGCGCAGGGAUUGUCUCAUAUUAAUGAAGGAAGCAUCGCCGCCGCUAUGCAAGUCAGUGAUGCCAACCCCAUGGUUGGUCUGUCAGGUCGAACCUCGCUUUUGGUCAAUCUCAAGACUGCGUUGGAGUCUAACCCUCGCUUUUUCGGUUCCGAUGCUAGACCCGGAAAUAUCAUUGAUUUCCUGGAAUCCGAAUCGAAGCCCGAUGGUUCCUCCCAGCGUGUCCAUGUCUCAUCACUAUGGGGAGUCUUGCUUGAGGGUUUAGCUCCAAUCUGGCCUGCAAGAUAUUCCAUCGGUGGAGUGCAGCUCGGCGAUGUGUGGCCUUGCUCUGUCCUCACUACGGAUGGACAAGCUGAAGGAGACGACUUCGUACCGUUCCACAAACUAACGGGAUGGAUCACAUACAGCCUGAUUGAGCCUAUGGAGAAGAUUCUCAAGUGGAAAUUUGAUGGCAUCGAGGACAUGACUGGCCUUCCAGAGUACAGAAACGGAGGUUUGCUGAUAGACUUUGGCGUUCUUACCCUGAAACCCAGCCUUAAGUCACUUGCAAACACCAGCGGUGUUCCGUGCCUUCCACCUUCACAUGGUGCUGUAGUCGAAUGGCGGGCAAUGACGGUGAUUGAACUGGACCGCAUCGCAGACGGCAUCCGACGACAAGUUGGUGUGAACUCCUGUGAUCUGACCCUUGCCCAAGUAUUAGAAAGUGCAACGUGGAAAGGAGGCAGAGAAAUUGCCCAGCGGCUUCGGCCCUUGACGGGCGGACCACCCAUCGAGAUAGAGAGUGACGGGACUGUCUUUUGA